Messenger RNA from Gongylonema pulchrum, 777 nucleotides. NCBI's taxonomy places the organism in Eukaryota, Metazoa, Nematoda, Chromadorea, Rhabditida, Gongylonematidae. The record is from the annotation of a GenBank genome assembly.
AUGGCAUUUUCGCGUUAUUUCGUGUGUAUGCUUCUUAAAAAUAUCCAGAAUCGUGGCUGCCAUCGCGAUAACUGCCGCUACAUUCACGCGCACCGCGAGGACGUUGAGCGCUAUAAAUUGACCGGGGAGGUAUCGCUUAACCUAGCGCGUGAAAUUGCCGCCAUUUAUAACUGCGAGACAAUCAACGGUAUCCCAUUUUGCAAGGAAUAUCAGACUGGGUCCUGCUCUCGUGGCGGCAAUCGCUGCCGCUACUGGCACAUAAACAUUGAGGAGGAACGCGAGCGAAGGCGACGUCUACCGCGCGGUGUUCCCGCGUCCGCUGUGCUUCCGCCACCGGCAACCGGCUACGGUGGCUAUCCGCUCGGCAACACUGCUGCGGCCGCAGCCGUGGCCACUCGUCGUACGCAUCCGUACGGAGCUGCGGAUAACUACUCUGCUGGUACGAUGGGCAAGCGCAUGCGCUACGAGAUGGACGACGAGUAUGUGCGCGAUCUGGAGCGUAGAAACGCGGAGCUCACUAAGGAGGUUGAGGGGCUCAAGCGCGAGCUUAUGCGCGAGCGUGAACGCUACGAGGACCUCUAUGCGCUCUUCCGGCAGCGAACUGUCCACAGCAACGCGAACGCAGUAACAGCAGCAACAGCGCCAUCCGAUUCUUCUUCUGCUGCAGCAGCCGCCGCCGCCGCCGCAGCCGCAGCCAAUGCCGCAGCGCCACCUGCCGCUGCGUACUAUCAGGCCGCUGCGGCAACAACCGGCUGGACUGACUCGCAAUGGACCUGA